Molecule: messenger RNA, 3077 nt
Organism: Diaporthe batatas
Lineage: Eukaryota; Fungi; Ascomycota; Sordariomycetes; Diaporthales; Diaporthaceae
Exons: 5
Coding region: 33-1544 (503 amino acids)
Cellular component (GO): nucleus; cytosol
Molecular function (GO): RNA 7-methylguanosine cap binding; mRNA binding
Source: RefSeq, a predicted model, not a curated record
UGCUACUUCAGCCUUGCUUCUCUUUCCGCUCCAUGCUCAGCCACCGAACUCUUACCAGCAAACACAGAUUUCUUCAGAGCAUACAUACCUCACGUUUUCCAACUAGAACACACCUUCCUCCGCGAAACGACUUCGCCUCCUCUUUCCUCGCCCGCAUACUCGUUAGAUCGGAUCGAGGAACCAGUCGCCUGCAGGCUCCCGUCGCGAACAUGGAUGACUUUGACAUUGAGAUGGGCGACGCCGUCGACGUGCCAAUGGAGGAGCACGAGGUCGCAGACAUAUUGGUCGGCGACGAUCAACAGGAGGACGGCGAGGUCGAGGAGCCCGUCGCGAACGGGCCGACGGGCGACGAUUCCCCAACCGUUCAACCAAACAAGAUUCACAUCCGUGGCCUCGAGGUGCUAGACGAGACGCAACUUAAGCAGUACGUCUCCGCAAACGUCGGAGGCAAGGGCGCCGAUCGCAUCGAGUGGGUGGACGACUCCUCAGCCAACCUCGUCUUCAACUCCGAAUCCGCCGCCCAGGACGCACUGAAGCUCCUCGCGGCCGUCGACAUCCUGGACGUGACCCAGCUCCCGCCCCUCGAGGUCCUGCCCGCCAAGCCAGUCGCCGAGAGGCCAGAGGUCGCGCUGCAGGUGCGCUUCGCCGUGGAGUCCGAUAGGAAGGUCAAGGGCGCGGCGCAGAGGAGCAGGUUCUACCUCUUCCACCCGGAGUGGGACCCGGAGACCGAGGAGGGCAAGCGCAGGCGCGAGGGUAGGGACAGGAGAUACCGCGACCGGGAGGACAGGGGAGGGUACCGACGAAACGGCAGGGGCAGGUACGACGACCGCAACGAGGAGGAGCCUGAGACGUUCGACGUCAACCUCUACGAUGACGAUACGGGGGCGCUCGCUCGACGUGUGACCCCGAGGGGAGGCCGACGGCGCGAUUCACGAUCACCGUCAGACCCAGAAGACUCAGACCGGCGCAGACCGCUCAACGCCGGCAAGGAGCUCUUCCCCAACAGGGCCGGUAAGGAGCUGUUCCCCAACAAGGCCGGCAAGGAGCUAUUCCCCAACAAGGUCGGGAAGGAGCUCUUCCCCAACCACAAGCCUCGCGAUUCUCUCCGUUCAGAGCGGGGAGCAUCUUCUCGCGAUCGAUCCCGGUCUCCGGCGCGUGACGAGCGGGACGCGAUGAUGGAUGAUCUCGCAAAGGACAGGGAGGUCCAGCGCAAUCGUGAAAUGGCGCAGUCACUCAAGGAGCGCAUCUCCAGGCCCACCAGCGGCGCCAGAGAACUGUUCCCCAACAGGGCAUCAAGUGGGAGCAAGGCACAGAUGGACCAAGUGCCCUCAGAUCUGCUAGCUGAUCGCGUAACAGACCCCAGCAACGGCAUCUCGAUCAAGGGCAUGGCCGCGUCGCAGGGCAUCUCGAUCAAGGGCGCCGCGGGCAAGAAGGAACUGUUCCCGGAGAAGCUCGGCGGCGGCAACGCCGGGAAGGAGCUGUUUGCUGGUAAGCUCGAGGGCCGGGGGCGCAGGCGCCAGAAGGCUGAAGACUUGUACUUCUGAGUGCACGCUUGACGAGAACAUAUCCCAAGAGAUAUGGUGAGUAUGCCCUCCCAUGUCUGGGGUUGUUGGAGAGCUCAUGGCGAUUCCCCGCGCGCUGUUCACCGCGCAAUGAAGAGGAGGCGUGGCUGGCUGGGCAGGCCGGGAUACACCCGGGGGGGUGGGGGGUUUGCGGCGCGAGGCACAGAUGCUGGUCGCUUGCCGCGAGGCUCAAGGGGCCUGGCGGUUCUGGGCAGGGAGACCCAUAGGGCAACUCAGAUUGAUCGAGUUGCCUGUGUGUCUUGGAGCACUGAACACCACGCUCUAGUACUCCUCAAGUCUGGGCAUGGAACAACGACUACCAGCCCGUUCGAAAGUCGACCCGGUGGGAGGCAGUAUGAGGAGGCAAUGGCGGUAAACACAUUUACAAUUGCUAUAGUGCCGCUUCUAUGUGGAGGGAAUGGCUCGGGCUCUUGAUAGAUACAAUUCCAACGGUAGAUGCUCCUGGGCGUUCUUCAACCACCAAAUAUGUCGGCUUUCUCUUCGGCAGCAGUUGCACAGCUUGAUGGGCCGCUUGGUCAAGACUCGUGAGUACAAGGCUAAUGUAACCUGCAGCCUUGGAGAACGUCCCGCCUGAGUUCCCAGGUCGUGCCAAUGGUGUUGGUUGACACCAGUCAGUAAUUCACCCUGUAGAAGGAAGGCGCUGGGCGGGAGCGCGGCUGCCAGGUGCUCGUGGAUGCCACCGCGUCGACGACAUAGUCUCUUAACCAAGGAGCAAAAGCUCCGUGCUAUCAGCUUCAUCCAUCCUGUAACGGCAAGAAGGUAUACGCAUGACUGAAGCUGUUGUCGCAGUUGGUUCUGCGACUUCUCACCGAAGACCCACAGCAGCCCUUUCACUUGUCCCAGUCCCAGCAAACAUAACCAGUUCUUUGCGAGAUUCAGUGUGUUGUGGUGACUGGUGUUGCGCCUCCAGCCCCGUACUUUCACUGGUUUCCCAAAAACAUCAUCACUUCACUUACGGUAUCCUACGCUCGAGGUCCAACCUCCUUCGAACCCAACCCACAGCCGCCCUUCCUGUUAUCGUCUUGAUCCUUUUGACAACCUUCUCUGGCAAACACCUUUCUGGUCGAGCAAUACCCCAACUUGAAUUGACACUUCACUCUUCCUCCUUUCGAGGCGUACCUAUCACUCUUCGACUGCAGUUUACUACUCUCGCGCCACAAGUUGAGGGUGGACAACGCGACCAGGCGACGCCCUACUUGCACUUUGGCACUCCCAGUCCCAGCGACACUGAUUCCAAGCCCAAGUAUCUUUGUCGCACAGUUUCCCUUCACCAUUUCACAGGCAAGCAGACACUCGGCGCCGUUCUGUGUGUGCGUUGGUCGACUCGUCGCCCUGGCCCUUCCUGAAGCCCGUUUGCCCUCAAACAUCGACGCCUCCGUCCACCUGCGAUUCUCUUUCGCAACUGUCGGUAUUUCUGCGUCGCAUCGACAAUCUAGCAAAUCCACUUUGUAUCAGCGGGAUCACUAAUGCACUGAUUCGCUUGCCGCUUGCCGC